This is a messenger RNA of Rhodotorula graminis WP1, 1113 nucleotides long. RefSeq lists its product as uncharacterized. The transcript is spliced from 2 exons. Gene Ontology annotation, molecular function: oxidoreductase activity. The record is from RefSeq and is a predicted model, not a curated record. NCBI's taxonomy places the organism in Eukaryota, Fungi, Basidiomycota, Microbotryomycetes, Sporidiobolales, Sporidiobolaceae. The coding region runs from base 1 to 1074 and encodes 357 amino acids.
AUGCCAGCGAGCCUUGGACCGAACGAGCUCCUCGUCCAGGUCUACGCGGCGUCUUUGAACCCGGUGGACGCCCAGCUCCGCAACCUCGCCAUCUUUCGCCUUCCUGCACUCGCUGGCCCGCACGGGAUCGGCUGCGACUUUGCCGGCACGGUGCUCGGCAGGGGCAAGGACGCCAACGAGUUCGAGGUCGGCGCAGAAGUCAUGGGCGUGACGGUCAAUCCGCUCGCAGGCCCGAACGGCGGCACCUUGUCAGAGCUCUGCGUCGUCGACCUCUCGCGCUCGACCGUCGUCCCGAAACCACCACACCUGUCGUGGACCCAGGCCGCCGCCCUCCCCCUCGUCUUCCUCACCGCUCGCACCGUCCUCUCGCCACCCUACCUCGUUCUUCCACCUCCACCAGCACCGGCGCACGGCGAGCCUACAUCGUCAAAGAGCCGCACGUCUCCACGGCCGACCGUCGUCGUCCUCGGCGGCGCCUCGGCGGUCGGGCAGCACGUCGUCCAGCUCGCGUCGAAGCGCAUGGACCUGCGCGUCGUCGCAUCGUGCUCCGCGCGCAGCGCCGACCUGGUGCGCUCGCUCGGCGCGCACGAGACGGUCGACUACGAGGCGGACGACGUCGCUGAGCGGCUCGCGGCGCUGCGUCCGACCGAGGGCGAGGGCGGCUUCCUCGCCAUCAUCGACUGCGUCGGCGGGACCUCGCUGCUGCCCUCGGUCCCGCGCCUCCUGUCGCCUCGCACGCGCGCCUUCCCGGCCGGCGGCAGCUACACGACGAUCGUGGGCGACAAGACGUCGCGCGCCGCGCUCGGCGGCUCGUUCCUCUACUUGACCUGCUGGGCAAUGCUGUACCGCCUGCUGCGCGGCUGGAUGGGCCUCGGGUACCGCUACGCAUGCAUCAACUUCAAGAACGACGCGAGCUGGCUCGCCGAGGCGGCCGACUUGACCAAGGGCGGCGACGACGACUACAUCGUCUCGAUCGACGGCGAGUACGCGUACGAGGACGUCGCCGAGGCGUUCGCGAAGGUCAUCGAUGGCAAGGCGAGGGGCAAGGUGGUGGUCCGGGUCAAGGAGCCGUAGCAAGUGUGCGCGGCAACGAGGUGCUGCCCUUUCUCGCUC